AUGAGUUCUCCUUCGACAGCGGAGUUCUACUCCUCGAUAACAACCUUUCUGCAGUGUCUCAACUUGACCACGAAAUUUGAGGGUCAAGUCCCGAACGAGUUCCAGAUAAUAACCCAUGCAGAAGAGAAUGAUGGAGUUUUUAUUCGAUACACGUACAAUCCGUCCGAGAAAAAUGUGACGUAAGUGGGACGCGGGUGCAAAAUUUCAAUUUUAUGUGCCAGAAUUCAUCUAGUAAGUAGGUGACCCUAAUUUUGUGCAGUUUUUUAGUUCGAGAGGGAGGUAUUUUGCUGCGUUUUUGAGACUUGCCGGAUGCAAAAUGGCACGUUUUUUUGCCACCGGAUUAGGUCCGCCGCUGUAUCUUUGCUUCGCUGGUAGAUUCGGAAGUGAAGUUCUGAGGGAUUAAAAUGUGACGCAUUUGGGGUGCGCGCGAUAAACUUGAGAAAAUUUAUCAACAUCAAAUGUUACUUUCAGUGACGAGAAACUGGACUUGGUUGGCAAACAGACAGGCCUGAAAAAUUAUCGCUUUCACUUGGCGCUGGAAGAAGACAAGUUUCUCACCGGAGUUUCUGGAUACAAGGCUAAGGAGUGGGGCUUUAUCUUUAAAAUAUUUUUUUUGUAGGGAAUGCCUGGUUUUUGAUAAGAAAACCAAAAUGUAUUUUUUUAAUACUAUGUAGAUUUUUACAACAAGAAAAGAGAACAGGGGGGGGGCAAUGCAGAAAGCCGGCCUCUGCACGCCUCUGAGGUGACUAGACAUGGCUACCGGGCUGGGCCGGCCCGGAAUAGUUCACUAAUGACAAUAAAUGGAAUGUCAAAACACAAUUUUUUGAAGGUAUUUUUGUUUUUAGAUACCUACGGAACACAGUAUUUAUCCAUUUACAUGACGAUAGAAAAAAAUUUGGUCAUAACGAGCUAGACUUGGGGAGACUUUUGUUUCAAUGGGCCGGCCCGGGCCGGGCCGAAGCAAAUUUGAAACGGGCCAUGCCGGCCGACGAGCCAACUCAUCUGUGAAUUUGCAGGAUUUGCCCCGUAUUCAACAAAGCUUUCGAGGAAGAUUACUGCAUGAGAAAGUCAUUUUUCGAAAUUUUGGGACAUGAUUUGGUGAGGAUUUCGUGUGUCGCGGAAAUGAAUAAUUUACCGUUCAAAUUGAACGGAACGAAGCUUGAAUCGUUCGCACCCAAAACCGCGGGCCAGUUCAACUGCGAGAGCAAGCUAGCAGUGUUUGGAGAUAAGAUUGUCUUCAAAAAUAAUGGAGAGGACAUCUGCAAAGAAAUAAAUUGGGCUGUGGAUCACGUUUGGAAAGCGUCGGAAUGCGCAAAGGACGAUGAAUACAAGUUGAAUUCAAAGAACGUCCUACUUUUUCCAUUAGUAAGUCAAAAAAACGGGUCCCGACUUUUCGGGUCAGGGAGAGAUCGGGUCAACGACAUUCCGGGUUAACGAUACCGUUUAACUUUUUCGCUUCGGGACUGGAAAAAAGAAUAUUUUGAAGAAUUUGAACAAAAUUUUCACGUUUACAUAUACGUGAAUCGUCCUAUCUUAACAGUCAACAGCGGAAUAGUUCAUCUAAAAAAAUCCAGAAAUAACAUAUUUACUCUACUCUGUAAAAUAAGAUUGUAACAUUCAGAUCGAUUCUCCACAAAAAAUAUUUUUUUUGUUUUCUUUUCCCGAAGCGAAAACGUUUCAAAAUUUUGUUCAAUGUUCACAAAAAUUCUUUUUUCCAGUUUCGAAACGAAAAAAUUAAACGAUAUCGUAUCGUUAACGCGAAAUGUCGUUGACCCGACCUGUCCCUGACCCGAAACGCCGUAGCGCCAAAAAAUUGUUUUUGUUUUAUUUGUAAUCUAAUUCUUGUUUUCAGAACUACAUUCUUAUUAAAUUUUCGGCGGAAGGAUGUAAUCCACCUGGUCCUGAGGUAUCCGAUUAUUUGAACAACACCUACGUCAAGUACCUGUACAAUCCGAACGAAAUAUCGUGGGUCCUCGCUUUCUGUGAAUUAUAUUUUUUUAGAAGUUCCGAGAAUGUGACGAUUGCGACGGUCCAAGAUGAAUCCCCGAAUUGGGCGCUGAUAGGAGGAGGCGUUGGCGGGGCGCUGGUGUUCCUCUUACUGCUGAUAGUGCUGGCCAUUUUUCUAAUUCGACGAUACAGCAAAAGGCAAUAUAGGUAAGCAAAGUUAUGAAGAGUCGUAGUGGGACGAUUGGGGAAACCGAAAAGUAUUCCCCAUUUUCUGUCGACCAAAUAUGAAAAAAUCGGCACGAAAGACGGUCGGACUACGUCUAGAGGACCGUCAGCCUCCAUUUUAUGCAAUAAUCCGGUUUGACAAAAUGUACGCUAUGUCAUAAUGACACAUUUUCUGUAACUCUUAUUUUCUGAAACUUUAAACGGCUGGUUCUGCCCCAGGAGACACUCUAUAGUGUUCAUAGGUUCAUUCGAACGGCAAUGGAAAGCACUUCUAAAUAAAAGCUUCAAACUUUGCCGCACUAUGAAAAAAUUUUGAGAAAUCUAAGCUACUCUAACUUUUGAUCCAAAGAAUCAAUUUUUUCUUGCCUUAGGCAAAACUUUAGAAAAACGUUGUCAACAGGUAACUAGCUCAGAAUAACGAUACCAAUCCAUCCGAACCACCCCCGACUCUCUGGCAUGUCUAAUCUUUGUGAUACAAAAUUUUCGAUAAAAGUGCAGUACAAAAAAAAAAUAGAAAUUCCAAAAUUUUUUGUUUUGUUAGUGUACUAACUGGGUUGAAUUUCAGCCCUGUAGGACCAACUUGGAAAAAAUGUGCCAAGGCACAUCAACCACAAAAAAAAAAAGUUUUGAAUCGCGAAAACUGUUUGCAUAACUUUGCUAGGGUGCCCAAGAGUAGCUCAAAUUAAGAAUUGGAACCGAGUCGGACAGACCAAAAAAAAGUAGAUUUGAAAACCUUAUUUUAGACAUCUUUUGCUACUAAAUUGUUUCGUAACGAAGCAAUUGCCUAAAUUCUUUUUUCUAUGAGCAUAAUUAGAGUAGUUUUAGAGAACAAUAAGCAACCCUGUGUCAUAUACUAGCUUACUCACUCAAAAUCCAAAAAAACUGAUAUUUAGGUGACUAAAAUAAUAUUUUAAAAAUCGGUAAAUUUUGACUCAGUUAGGUCCACUAUGAUCUAAAAAGACAAUAAGAGCAUAAUUAGUGGCAUCCGCACAAGUUUAGAAGCUGUUCUAAGAACCUUGUUUUAGGUGGUAUUGGCCAUUUUUGAAAUUGGCGCAGCGAAGUUGAAACCUUGUUCAUUACCCACUGCACAGUAAGCUAAAACAUUAGAGACCCUUAAAAGACCGAAUGCCAAAAAUCUUGGCAUUCUGUUUAUGGUUGAUGUGCAAGGGGUUCUCUCGCGAACCUUGUUUUAAAGGGCCUGUACAGCUACUUUGAAAAGCAAUUUUCUCGGCUUGGGGUGGCGUUCUGAUAUAACGUUUGUUUUCGUGGCGGGACGCACUGACAAACUCGGUGCGGCUUUUUUUGAUCCAAAAUGAGGUGUAUAAGGUACAUUUUCAAGCGUUAUAUGGCGACAAUUUGUUGUUUUUGCAUGGCGAAGUGGUAAGUCGUUGUUUUGAAAGAUUUUUGAUUGCAUUUUUAGGUGGUUUUUAUGUUGUAGAUGGUUUUGAACCAACCCGCUCUUAAUACUAUUCAUCUUGUACUCUGUAGUAUUAGAAAGGGUAUUACAUUCUUAUUUGCCGUACUUUUUCGACGGAGUGGCGCUAUGAGCCAUCUCCGACCUUGUACAUGAGAUAAAGAUUGGUUUUGAAUAAAAUGUCAGUCAGGCUGUUUUUUGGGCAUUAAACUUGCCAAUGCUGUUAAAUUAUACAGUGUGCAUCUACUUAAUGAAAAAAAGUAGCUUGCUCUAUGAUCUCGAGUAUUUUCUUGGCAUAUCAUCUUCAACAAGUAGUUACCGUAACAAUUUGUACCCCGAAUUACCAAGAGGAAUGGACGAAAAUCACAAAAUUUGAUAUGCAAAUUUGAACGCAGCGUGCCUGAAAACGUAAUGCUACAAUCAUUAGCCGUUUCAGAAUAAAUCGGGUCUGUUAAGUUGGUUCUACAAAAAAGUUCCGAAAAAUAGGCCAAAAUAGGCUUGCUUUUACCCAUUUUUCCUUGAACCAACCACCUGCGGCAGAUAGAACAUUUAAGAAAGAAGUAAGAUACGGCUAUAGGUUUGUUAACAUGCUGAGUUUGAUUUUCGGGGCAAAAAGUUCCCAUAGAUAGUAAUUUUCUGUACUUUAGGGCCUUUGAAGGUUACUGUAGAAGGUAAACGGUAGCUUAAAUGACUUAAAAGGUCGAUUAAAUGACUUCAAACUAAUCGGUAUCGGUUUGUUUUACAUCUUGCAUUUGGUACAAGUAGUCUAAGUUGUUUCUUGCCGAAAAUAAAUCACUAAUCGGAUUUUUUUUUUAAAACCAAUGUUUACCUGAUGUACAAGGACGGAGAUGGCUCGUGGGGCCACUGCGUCGAUAAAUUACGGUAGAUCCGAAUGUAAUACCCUUUCUAAUACUACAGAGAACACAAGGAAUGGUAUUAAGGGCAGGUUGGUGUAACUAUUAUUUUAGCCUUUUAUUUUAUGUUAAUUCAGUUAAUAGAAUAUAAAGAAGCUAGAUUUUCAAUUUCUGAUGGAGUGUAUGGUAGAAUUUUUUAUUUGUCUACCGGAUUUCAUGGGUUUCAUGUUUUGUGUUUACAAAUACAAAUAAAUUUUUUAUUACUUUCAUUUUCUUAAUCUCUUCAGAAUUAUAUUUUAAAUAAAAUAAAAAAGUCGAAAAUUUUAGAUUAAUAUUUUUAAUUUUUUUAAAAAUUAAAACAGCUUUUUUGUAAGGGUCGAGCUAGCUGUGCACAUGAAACAGGAUGUCGCAGCAGAGUCGUGAAACAGUAACCAUAGGUUUCCCUAAUCACGAAUAUUAAAUUUCAGAAAAAAAAAUUUUGAUUAUUGGCCUACUGUAGGUGUACUGUAGCUUUCCCGCAUUCCCGGAUCUCAGCUACAAGAGGUCGGGUUGUAUCCGUACCUUCUCUGAAUCAUAGAAUGGACAAUUCUAAGCAUCUUUCAUGUUGGGCACUUUUUCCUAUCUGUGCCGGAAGUAUUCUAAAAAUUUGCAUAAUUGUCAAAAAAUUCACAUUUUUCAAAUUUUAUAGAAAAAUUUGCAUAAUGGCAUGACAUUUUUAUUACCCUAAAAGAUGCUCCGUGAUGUGGCAAUUCAAACGGUAUAUAGAUCACCGCAAGGGGUUCUGCCUAUGUUGCAAACGGGUCGUCUAAAUAUUGGAUCAUCAGGAAUUCAAUUUUUCUGAACGUCAAAUUUUGUCAAAAAAAUGUGGUGUUUGGUAUGACCAAAGAUUGUAUUGGACUUCAAAGUGGUUCCAAAGUAAAAAUAUGUAAUUUUAUGACAAAAUAAUGUUAUAAAUCUUUAAAAGACGAGUCAGUGGACAUAGGAAAAAAUCAAUUUUGAAAUUUUUGCAUUAAAACGACCGUCGAUAGAUGCUAAGCAAAAGCGAAGGACGUUUUUUGCCUAAUCCUCCAUUAAGAUAUAUUUUUUACAAUUUACUGUUUUUUAAGUAAUCGCUUAUAGUUGUCGUAUUUUAGCUCUGAAUACAACAAUUUUAAGCUUACUGAUGUUUUCGACCAUUGCUAACACGACGGAGCUAUUAUUUUUUUUCGUUUCCUACUGUAACUUCCCGUGAUACAGUAUUGGCCGAAAAAAAACGGCCGUAAAAUCUUUGUUUCUAAAAACCCCCAGCUGAUUUUUUGAUAUGUUAAUCAGCGUAAAAUUCUGCUCUAGAUGCAAUCAAAAAAAGUGCAAAAAGUGGUACGACAAAUUUCGUGGUGUAGUGGUUAGUGGGCGGGACUACCAUUCCAGCGUCCCGGGUUCGACUCUGGCUGGGUGCAGAUGUCAAAAAAAAUCCGCAAAUCAAUUUUUUAAUUACCUAUUUUUACUUUGGAACCACUUUGAAGUCUAAUACAAUCUUUGGUCAUACCAAACAUCAAAUUUUUUUUGACAAAAUUUGACUUUAAUUCCUGAUGAUCCAAUAUUUAGACGACCCGUUUGCAACAUAGGCAGAACCCCUUGCGGUGAUCUGUAUACCGUUUGAAUUGCCACAUCACGGAGCAUCUUUUAGAGCAAUAAAAAUGUCAUGCCAUUAUGCAAAUUUUUCUAUAAAAUUUGAAAAAUGUAAAUUUUUUGGCAAUUAUGCAAAUUUUUAGAAUACUUCCGGCACAGAUAGGAAAAAGCGCCCAACAUGAAAGAUGCUUAGAAUUGUCCAUUCUAUAAUUCAGAAAAGGUCCGGAUACAAUCCGACCUCUUGUAGCUGAGAUCCUGGAAAUGCUGGAAAGCUACAGUACACCUACAGUAGGCCAAUAAUCAAAAAAAAUUUUUCUGAAAUUUAAUACUCGUGAUUAGGGAAACCUAUGGUUACUGUUUCACGGCUCUGCUGCGACAUCCUGUUUCAUGUGCACAAGGCAAAUCUGAAAGCUCGAGUCUUUCGCAAAACCUGUUUUAAGAACUUAAAUUUAAAUUAAAAAUUAUUUAUUUUUUUUACUAACAAGGGAUCGGCAAAUAGUUGUAACCUGCUUUCUUAACGAAGCCUAUAUCAUUUGAAAGAGGAUUAAAAAUAGUUCACAGCGCAAAAAGAACUAGCUGCCUAAAUUCACUUUGGACAAAGUUAUGGCCAAAAUACAGAUUUUAGCCUAAUUUCCGCCUCGCUUUAUAAACUCUCGGAAUGGCAACAGAGUUGUGUCCAGUUGGUCGAGUGGUAGUGAGCCCACUUUCGGCGCAGCGAGUCCUGGUUCUGAAUCCGGUCUCUCUAAAUAUUUUGCGUUUCGUCUCUUAUACACUGCUCGACAAAAUUAUAAAUGCACUUUAAAAAUCGCUGUAACUUUUGUGGUUGUCAAUGAAAUUGUGCCAUAUUUGGCUCCAAUAUGUACUAGUGUACUAUAAAUCUUGUGCCAAAAAAUUAUUUUGGAAACUUUCCACAAUUUGGAAAAAAGUUGAAAAAACCGAAAUUUUGGUGAUUUCCUUUGCGACAAAAUUAUAAAUUCGCGCAAUAUUUUGCAAUUUUCUAGCCGUUGGUGCUGAAGCAAAGUAAGUAAUUGGGCUUAGUAGUAUCCUUAGGGGUCCUUCUGUCAUGCUACGAGGAAAAAUGAUGGCAGAAUUUGAGAAGGGCGAAGUUACGGCCCUGAAACGGCAAAGACCUUGGGUUUGGCAAAUUUCGGCUCAGGUAGGGCGUUCUGCCGAAGUUGUGACGAACUACUCGGUUCACUCGGAAGUCCUCAACACAUCUAAACGUUCUGGCAAAAAAGGUUCACCACCGCGGCAGAAUUAAGGCAGAGAAAUCCGCCGAGCUUCCAACUCCACCUUCUCUGGGUAUCAUAUACAUAGAGCAAGAAACAGGUCUCAAUUGUAGCAGCAUGGCUAUGCUAAGGGCCCUGGGACACAGCGGUGUCAUCACUGGACGUCAUAUAAAAUCAUGCUUCAAGCUGGCCUAGGUUCGGUAAGCGCGCGACCGAAAUUGGCCAAGGUGAGACUUUGACAAAACAGGUCCUCCAACAUUACGGCACGGAAAGUAACGCGGUUCUCUUCUGAUAUAAUGACAGUGAUAUGUGCUAUGUGUGAAAGCGUCGAGGAUAUCGGCUGGCCAUGCAAUCUCCAAGGAAUUCCUUACUGCAACGAUGAUAAACCUACCCUUGACUACUCAACCUGUUUUGUCAAAGGCACCUUGGCCAAUUUCGGUCGCGCACUAACCGAACCUAACCAUCUGGGGGAACGACGUCAUAUGACGUCCAGUGAUGACAUCGCUGCGUCUUAAGGCCCUCAGCAUAGCUAUCCUGCUACAAUUGAGACCUAUUUCUUGCUUUAUAUGAGACCCAGAGAUGGUGGAGUUGGAAGCUCGGCGGAUUUCAUUGCCUUGACUCCGCCGCUAUGGUAAACCUUUUUCGCCGGAACGUUUAUGUGUGUUGAAGACUUCCGAGUGAACCGAGUAGUUCGUCACAACUUCGGCAGAACGCCCUACCUGAGCCGAAAUUUGCCAAACCCAAGGUCUUUGCCGUUUCAGGGCCGUAACUUCGCCCUUCUCAAAUUCUGCCACCAUUUUUCCUCGUAGCAUGACAGAAGGACCCCUAAGGAUACCACUAAGCCCAAUUACUUACUUUGCUUCAGCACCAACGGCUAGAGAAUUGCAAAAUAUUGCGCGAAUUUAUAAUUUUGUCGCAAAGGAAAUCACCAAAAUUUCGGUUUUUUCAACUUUUUUCCAAAUUGUGGAAACUUUCCAAAAUAAUUUUUGGGCACAAGAUUUACAGUACAUUAGUACAUAUUGGAGCCAAAUAUGGCACAAUUUCAUUGACAACCACAAAAGUUACAGCGAUUUAUAAAGUGCAUUUAUAAUUUUGUCGAGCAGUGUAUGCCACAAAACCAUGGUAUGUUGACAUUUUUUAAUAAUUUUUGUUCCUCCGCGGACAAAAUCCAUGGUUACGCAAUUUUUCUGAGUUUUUGAAUUUUUUUGAAACGACCACAAAUUUGAUGGUGAUGAGAGUGGGUAUGUCACUAUCGUAUAAUUACAAGGGUGUUGUGCCAGUAACCUGACCGAUUAUGAUUACUGGAGGAUAAUUCAAUUUACAAGGGCCUAUAAAUAUACAUUUUAUCAAAAAAAUACGAAGAUAAAAUUGUAAAAUCGGCCAAAGACACUAUUGCUGACACACUGGACCAACCAUUGGUAAGGCUAGGACAUAAGAAAUUUUCGUUUGUGAAUGACCACGACGAUCAUAUAAAUGUAUUUCCAAAGCUUUUUGCUCCAAUUUUCCCUUUAACCUAGUUUUAUUUACAAUUUACUGUAACUAGCAGUAAUGUCUAAUAACAUAUAACCGAGGAUUGGUAAAGCCAUAAAACGACCGUGAUAGACGUUUUUGGAUACCAGGAAAUUAAUAAAGACGAUUUCAAACCGCCAGGAUUACUGUAAUAUAAGGAACCGGCGUUUUGGCCGCAUAUAACCCCUUUCAAAAAGCUGUCGUAUCUAUGCCCUAAGGUAAUUUAGGCCGCUAUUUUUUUGCGCUGUGCACUAUUUUUAAUGCUCUUUCAAAUUAUAUAGGUUUCGUUAAGAAAGCAGGUUACAACUAUUUGCCGAUCCCUUGUAAGAUAAGUCUUUGAAAAUUUUUUUUUGUAAAAAUUAAUAAUUUCUUUAUAAAAAAAUUUUAAAAUAUUUAAAAAAAAAUAUUUUAAAAUUUAAAAAAUCGCCAUAACGUCAGAGUACUGAAGUCAAAUCGGAUGAAACUUUGCAUAGCGUAUUCUCAAAGGUUGGUUAACACUUGUGUAAAAUUUCAUGGCAUUUGAGAAAAAACCCCCCGAGAUACGAUCAAAAAAUGGGGUGGAACCAAAAACCUGGGACGCACUGUAUGUCUAUUUGCAGACAUCGCGCAUUAUAUGUCAGACAUGAUUUCUCCACCGCAAUGGAAACCACCAAGAAGUGUACGGAGGGGUUCGAUGUAGUCAAGCUGAAAAGUGGGAUGAAACUCGUCGUCCCGGUGAGUUGUUUGACUCUUUGAGUUUGACUUGUAUUAUAAUAUAUAAUGUAUAAUGAUUUUUUUUCAGAAAAUCAUUGAUAAUGCCGAGGUGAAGCGGAUGGUCGCCCAAGGCGAAUUCGGAGCAUUUUACGAAUACGAAUACAAGGGGACAUCGUACUGGUACAAGUUGGAGGCAAAGCUAGGCCCCAAAUACAAGCAACCGCUCGCCUGCGAGAGCGGCGUCUACCAGCUGAUGGACAAGAAUUCCAAGAGCCCAGACAAACAGUAAGUUGGAUGACCCCAAAACCGUUUGUUUCAGAUUCAUCUACAUUGGCAGCAUGCUCAGCAGCUGCCAAUUUUCUGAAGGCGUCUACUGCAUGCGGGUCGAAAAUUAUGGCCCGAACAUUCGCGAGAUGCGCCAAGGACAACUCAUGGCUCCGUUCGAGGCGCAAAAACUCUUCUUCCAGUUGCUUUACUGCAUGAAAGCGCUGAUCAACUACGGGAUUUGCCAUAGGUACAUCAAGGAGAGCGCAUUCUACGUCAAGAAAGACCGAAAUAGGUAUCGGGUGAGUGCAUGUUGAGUUUGUAUUCUCCCUAAAACUUUUUUUCUACUCCCGAUGCGAAAAGAUUUCAAAAUUUUGUUGAAUUUUCCAAAAAAUUCUUUUUUUUCCCAGUCCCGAAGCGAAAACAUUUCAAAUUUUUUUCAAAUUUCACAAAAAAUCCUUUUUUUUCAAGUCCCGGAGCGAAAACAUUUCAAAUUUUAUUCAAAUUUCACAAAAAUUUUUCUUGCAGUUCGUCAUUACUGACUUCGGAUAUGCAAUUCGCAUCGGCUCGGAACGCUCGGCGUUCUAUCCAAUCCCCGAAACGGCAACCACUCACAUCCACGCGAAGAAGGCGUUGAAGUCGGAGGACACGGAGAGCCUUCUCUACAUGGUAUUGGGCAUGAUGGCUCCUCUGCCUUGGGCGGGAAUGAAAAAAAUUGAGGAAGUCACGAAGGUCAAGUUAGAGUGUACCGACGAGAACUCGAUUCCCGAAGAAUUCUUCGACAUCAAGGAGGCUGUGACCUUGUGUCUGCUGAGGGGGCUCUACACGGAUGAUUUGGAGAUGGAAAACGUGGCCACGGGCAUCCUCAGAUAUUACUUUUUGGUAUGUGGAAUUUAAUUUUUUUUACAUGCGAAUUGGUUUUUAAGCGCAUUUUAUAUUUUAAAAAACUUUCAGGUCGGACCGUUGGACGAGCUCCAUCUUCCUGUGCGUUUCCCCAAUGAUAAUUUCAAGUUGAUGGGCACGUUCAAGUCGUAUGACUAUUAA
Molecule: messenger RNA, 10787 nt
Organism: Bursaphelenchus xylophilus (pine wood nematode)
Lineage: Eukaryota; Metazoa; Nematoda; Chromadorea; Rhabditida; Aphelenchoididae
Source: the annotation of a GenBank genome assembly